UUAUUUAAAUAUCUUAUUCAAAUUCAAGAGUCAGAUCAUAAUUUUAUCCCAGUAAAGUCAUCUUCAUUUUACCCUCUUUUACUCUUCAGUAGUUUUACCACUCUCGUCGGAUCUCGGCCAUCCAAUCACUCUUCGCCGCCGCCUUCAUCAAUCGUCGCAAAUGGAAAUUCUAAUCGGCGAUCGGACCCCUGUUCUUCCUCCGCCGGAUAUCGUCGUCUUUCCCGAUCAAUUAACUCCUUUCCCUGAUACAGAAGACAUACUCUUCGAAUCCUGUGGUGAGUUUCUUCCUCAUUCCAUCGAAUCCCAAUCUCAACCACCACAAAAGCUUCGUCCCGUCAGAUGCAACGGAAGAAGAUGGCCGGAGUUUACACCCGCGGCAGAUACCUCCGGUCUCGUUUGGAGGCAGAGUAGUUGUGCAGAAAUUGGAACAGAAAAUCAUGAGACUUCGCUGGAGAACAUUGGAAGCGAUGUUUAUUCUUCUGCAUUGCAUAAUCUUAAAUCGGUUCUGGAUGUUGAAGGUUCAGAUAUCAUUGGAAGCAGCCGUCCACAUGAAUAUGAAAAGAGUUUGUCUUCAGAUGAUGAUGAUAAUCAAUCUUCGGAAGGAACAAGGGAAACCAUGUUGAAUCGAAAGCGCAAGAGGAAAUCGCGAAAAACUAUUGAGUUGUUUUUCAGGAAUAUGGUGAAUGUGGUUAUGCAUAGACAAGAACAGAUGCAUAAACAGUUGAUAGAUUUGAUAGAGAAGAGGGAAAAUGAAAGAAUCAUUAGAGAAGAUGCAUGGAGAAAGCAACAGCUUGAAAUAGCGAAGAGGGAAGAAACAAUCAGAGCUGAAGAGACGUCUCGAAGCUUAGCUUUAAUUUCCUUGAUUCAGAACAUGUUGGGAAAUGACAACCAAGUUCUCAAAUCCUCGCGUGGAAAAAUCAACGAUCAAGAUUAUUUCAAUGGUGAACCGGAGAUGUGGCUGGACGAUGAGGUACAAUCUCUUAUAACUGUUCGAACUUGUUUGGAUCACAAGUUCUGUAACAGUCCAGACGAUACCAUCUCCUUAUGGGAAGAGGUAGCGGUCGGAUUAUCGAACAUGGGAUAUAUUAAAAGUGCGAUGAAAUGCAAAGAGAAAUGGGACAACAUCAAUGAAUACUGUUAUUGAGGAAAGCAAUUGGAUGAAUUCCUCGGCUGCUUCAGAACAGAACGAGUGAGAUAUGUACUCUUUUCUUAUACGCUAUCUUUUAAUGGAUUCAUUUGACCUGCUUCUUGAUUUCUGAAGUAAAUUUCUUGACUUUUGCUGCAGUAUAUGCUGUUUAAGAACAUUAGGGUUCUUCUUGUAUUCAAGGAAAUGGAUUAGAAGGAAAUGGAUAUGGUAGUCUUAAAUAGUGUCCCUGUUUGGUAGUUUUAGUUUGAGACAAUUGAUUGUCAAAUAAAUAUUUGAGAUUUGAUCAUUCUAUUGCUAAUUCAUUGUUUAUGUUCAAUCUGGUUCA
Messenger RNA from Impatiens glandulifera, 1472 nucleotides. Its product is annotated as trihelix transcription factor GTL1. NCBI's taxonomy places the organism in Eukaryota, Viridiplantae, Streptophyta, Magnoliopsida, Ericales, Balsaminaceae. The coding region runs from base 161 to 1144 and encodes 327 amino acids. The transcript is spliced from 2 exons. The record is from RefSeq and is a predicted model, not a curated record.